Molecule: messenger RNA, 2115 nt
Organism: Spinacia oleracea (spinach)
Lineage: Eukaryota; Viridiplantae; Streptophyta; Magnoliopsida; Caryophyllales; Amaranthaceae
Product: heparanase-like protein 2
Exons: 10
Coding region: 326-1960 (544 amino acids)
Cellular component (GO): plant-type cell wall; membrane
Molecular function (GO): beta-glucuronidase activity
Source: RefSeq, a predicted model, not a curated record
AAAGCAGAAUAAAAACGAAUCAUCUUCCCCCCAACUCACCAGCUGCCUACAACAACAACCACUUCUACCAAAAACACUUGACAGUCACAGAACAUGACCCAUCUCUGCAUUUCUGCAUCUCACUCACUCUCAGAUCUAUAACUAAAAGCUGCACCCAUUAAACUUACUCCAUUAUAAUUUAAUCACCUUGAAAAUCCCGCAAAAAAAGCUGCCAUUUUUUUGAAGAAAAGAAACUGGUGUUGCAGGACUAUGAUAUACAGAGUAUUAGCAAAGUGAAAUCCUAAUUAGUUUAGUAUACGUGGUAAAUUGAAUCUUUAGUUCGAUCAUGGGAAGCCGGCUUCUCGUUUUGUGUUUCUUGUUGGCGUGUAUUCCAUCAAUUUUGGCUCAUGAAAUUGCGGGUGCAAUUUUGGGUGUUGAUGGAGGUCAUGUUAUUGCUGAGACAGAUGAGAAUUAUGUCUGUGCUACUAUUGAUUGGUGGCCACAUAAUAAGUGCAACUAUGAUCAAUGUCCAUGGGGUUACUCUUCGAUCAUGAACCUGAAUUUAUCCCAUCCACACCUGGCUAAAGCUGUGCAAGCUUUCACUCAUUUGAGAGUAAGACUUGGAGGCUCCUUAGAAGAUCAAGUAGUGUAUGGUGUUCCGAGUUUGAAACUUCCUUGCCAUCCAUUUUGGAAACAUGAUGAUGGAUUGUUUGGAUUUUCGAGGGGAUGCUUGCACAUGGGUCGUUGGGAUGCCCUAAAUCACUUCUUUAGCCAGACAGGUGCAGUUGUUACCUUUGGCAUAAAUGCACUUUACGGCAGAAAAAAGUCCAAAAAUAGUGUUUGGAUUGGACCUUGGGACUCUAGCAAUGCAUAUGAUUUUAUGAAGUACACUAUCUCAAAGGGCUACCACAUUGAUUCAUGGGAAUUUGGUAACGAGCUGAGUGGAACCGGUGUUGCUGCAAGGGUUGAUGCUACUCGGUAUGGGAAAGACUUGAUCAAACUUAAUGGAAUCAUUGAUGAAUUGUAUAAAAAGUCGCCAUCAAAACCUUCACUUCUAGCACCAGGAGGAUUCUUCAGUGAGGAAUGGUUUUCUCAGCUUCUCAAGGCUACAGGGCCAGGAGUUAUUGAUGCUUUGACACAUCAUAUUUACAAUCUUGGUCCAGGUAAUGAUCCGAAUCUUAUGAAAAAGAUUACGAACCCUCAUUUCUUGAAUAACAUAACAGAAACAUUCAGUGUUCUGAAUAAAACAAUCCAUGAGCACGGUCCUUGGGCUCGUGCUUGGGUUGGUGAAGCUGGUGGUGCUUUUAACAGUGGAGGUCGUCUUGUUUCUGAUGCCUUUAUUGACGGCUUUUGGUACUUAGAUCAGCUUGGACUAGCUGCCACUUACAACACCAAAGUGUAUUGCCGGCAGGCAUUGAUUGGUGGAAAUUAUGGCCUCCUCGAUAAAACCACCUAUUUGCCUAACCCUGAUUACUACAGUGCACUUUUGUGGAAUCGGUUAAUGGGAAAGAAGGUCCUUUCUGUUAAUAAUGCAGCUUCACCUUAUUUGCGCUCAUAUGCCCAUUGUUCAAAAGGAAGGGCAGGUAUAACUCUACUCUUGAUCAAUCUAAGCAACACAACCAGUUUUAUUGUAAAACUGGAAAAUACAAUGAACAAAGAAGACUUGCAUGUAUCAAGUGAUGUAACCUCGAAAGAAGGUUCUUUCACAAAUGGUCUUAAGAAGACGGUUUCUUGGGUUGGAGGCAAAGCCUCGUUAUAUGGACGAUUGCACAGAGAAGAAUACCAUUUAACACCAAAAGACGGGAACCUACAGAGCCAAACUAUGGUAUUGAAUGGGAAACCUUUGCUGAUAUCGGAACAUGGUGACUUUCCUAGGUUGGAACCUGUUCUUGUUUCUGUAUAUUCUCCUCUAUACAUGUUCCCCUCGUCUAUUUCUUUCGUAGUCUUACCAUAUUUUGAUGCCCCAGCUUGCAAGUUUUGAUUCUUUUUCUGAUUUGGUUGCUUAAAGUGACCUGCAUUUAGUUUUCAUGAUUCAGAUUAGUUUCUUUCUGCUUUGAGCAGCUGUAAUUAAAUUGAUGAUCACAUUUUUAACGGAAUAAUUUAUACAUAGUAUAUGAUAAUAUCGAGUUUUGUGUU